AUUCGAUGAAUGGAAUUGAUGGAGGGGGCCGAAGCGAUCGCAGGUGCGAGGCGUCCUAUCAGAGGGUAGUCAUUCAAGCCUUCAAGGUUGUGAACGGUGAUGAAACAGACAGCUAAAAGACGGAAGCCCAGUGUUUGACAAACGGCCGAGUCGAAAUGUACAAAAAACUGGCCGGUGGCCUGGUCCUGACCGCGUGUGGCUCCUAUUUGGCCGUGUCCGCCCUCGAGAACAACAAAAACAACAAGGUCGAUCCGUCAGCUUCUGCUGUCACGGUCAAUAAGUGUAAACGUCCGAUUCCUACCCGGGACCAUCAGAUACGCUCCCUCCGAGAAGAGACAUUCGACAUCCUUGUCAUCGGCGGAGGCGCAACAGGUGCUGGCUGUGCUCUGGACGCUGUCACCAGAGGGCUUAAAACUGCUCUUGUUGAAUAUGAUGAUUUUUCUUCUGGAACUAGUAGCCGCAGCACUAAGCUCAUUCAUGGGGGAGUUAGAUACCUCCAGAAAGCUGUAUUCAACCUAGACCACAAUCAAUACAACAUGGUGAAAGAAGCGCUACAAGAAAGAGCAAACAUGCUCAACCUGGCACCACACCUAACUCACGCUAUUCCAAUUAUGCUGCCACUUUAUAGAUGGUGGCAAAUCCCGUAUUAUUGGUCAGGUAUAAAAUUGUAUGAUUUUGUUGCUGGCACUAAGUCCGUAAAGUCCUCUUACUAUUUAAAUAAAAGUGAUUCCUUGGAGCACUUUCCGAUGUUAAAAAGCAAAAAUCUAUGUGGCAGUAUUGUUUAUUAUGAUGGCCAGCAGGACGAUGCCAGAAUGAACCUGGCUGUUGCAAUUACAGCAACUAGAUAUGGAGCAACAAUCGCAAAUCAUGUUAGUGUUCAGUCUUUGUUAAAAGAUAAUAACGGUUACUGCUGUGGAGCUGUCCUUAAAAACGAAUUGACCGGUGAAAAAUGGGAGUGUAAAGCCAAAUGUAUAAUAAACGCAACCGGGCCAUUUACUGACAGUAUUCGAAAAAUGGAUGAUCCGUCUGUCACUAAUAUUUGUUCUCCAAGUUCUGGUGUUCAUGUUGUCCUUCCUGGUUACUACAGCCCUGACCAAAUGGGUCUUCUCGAUCCUUGCACAUCAGAUGGUAGGGUGAUAUUCUUUCUUCCCUGGCUUAAUCACACGAUAGUUGGGACUACCGAUAUGCCAUGCAAAGUUUCACAUGAUCCCGCUCCGUCUGAGGAGGAAAUUGCAUUUGUACUCAAAGAAAUCAAAUCAUACAUUAAUCCGGAUGUGGAAAUGAGACGAGGAGAUGUUAUGUCGGCCUGGAGUGGAAUUCGUCCACUUGUAUCUGACCCAAACAAAAAAGAUACCCAGUCAUUGGCCAGAAAUCACAUUAUCCACGUGAGCCCAUCCAAGAUGGUGACCGUCGCAGGUGGAAAAUGGACCACUUAUAGAGCAAUGGCCUCUGAUACAAUCGACGCUGCAAUUAAAGCUGUCCCAUCGUUGAAACCCACUGUGCCAAAUAGUGUUACACUGCAUGUGACUAUAGAAGGAGGUGAUGCCUGGAAUCCAAUUAUGUAUAUACGUUUAGUACAAGACUUUGGCUUGGAGAGUGAAGUUGCCAAGCAUUUGGCAAAUGCUUACGGUGACAAGGCUUUUGCCGUUGCUAAACUCGCAUCCUUAACAGGGAAAAGAUGGCCCAUCAUUGGGAAUAAGCUUCAUCCUGAAUUUCCUUUUAUUGAUGCAGAGGUAAGAUAUGGGAUUAAAGAGUAUGCAGUGACUGCCGUCGACAUGAUUGCAAGGAGGAUCCGGCUCGCUUUCCUUAAUGUGCAAGCCGCGCAGGAGAGUCUUCCUAUCAUCAUUGACAUCAUGGCCAAAGAGUUGCAGUGGUCAGAAGGCGAGAUAAAGAGGCAAUUUGACCAAGCAAGUGAAUUUCUAAAAGUGCAAAUGGGUGGCCAAGUGAACAGGAUUUCUAGAGAACCGGCACCACAGAACCUCUCUCUUACAGAUGAAGAAAUAAAAAUAUAUACAAAUAGGUUCCAAAUGAUUGAUUCCGACAAUAAGGGAUAUGUAUCAAUAAAUGACAUAAGACGUUCUAUCAAGUCAUUUGGUGUCAAAAUCUCCGGUGAGCAGCUACAUGAGAUUCUUAAGGAAAUCGAUACCAACAAAAAUGGCCAGGUUGAACUGGAUGAAUACCUCAUGAUGAUGUCAGCAAUUAAAACUGGCAAAGUUGUACAUUCGAGAUUUGCUCUGGUGGCAGAAAAGCAUGAAGAAAUUUCCACCAACAUGCAAUCUGAAAUCACUGUUGAUAGAUCCUGUGGUGGGGUUUAAAAGUCUUAACAAAACACAUUUUGUUCCAGUAUUGUCAAAUAUACAAAUUGUAACUUAUUGUAACUUGUAAUUGUAACUUAUUUAACAGAAAGUUUUUAUGAAGUUGCGUGUAGUGUAUGUAAAACGAUUGACUGAAACAAAAGCGCUUUAUUCUGGCCCAUAUAUUUAUAAGAAAUUUCUUUAAAUUAUUGAAGUAGUUUUUUUACCAGGAUAGUGGUAGCCGAGUGGCCCCUGGCCUUUUUUUCAUGUAACACUUCAAAAAAAAAAUAAUAAUAAUAAUAAAAUGCUUAUGAUGAAUUACAUUUCUUUGCUAAUAUGCAAAGUUCAAAAGGCCAUAAAAUAAAAUAAAAUUAAAAUUAAAAAAUACUUGCUUUUUUAAAGUAUAAUUAAAAGAACAUAACAGUCAGUGAAGUCAACAAAUUGUAUUUUCUUACCUUUAUCUGAGUAAUAUUAAUUUUUGUUUGUGAAUUUCAUUCGGCUUAUUGACCUAACAUCAAUAAAAUCUAGUAGUUAACCAAUUUAA
Molecule: messenger RNA, 2838 nt
Organism: Cimex lectularius (bed bug)
Lineage: Eukaryota; Metazoa; Arthropoda; Insecta; Hemiptera; Cimicidae
Gene: Gpo1
Product: glycerol-3-phosphate dehydrogenase, mitochondrial
Exons: 12
Coding region: 156-2315 (719 amino acids)
Biological process (GO): glycerol-3-phosphate metabolic process
Cellular component (GO): mitochondrion; glycerol-3-phosphate dehydrogenase (FAD) complex
Molecular function (GO): calcium ion binding; glycerol-3-phosphate dehydrogenase (quinone) activity
Source: RefSeq, a predicted model, not a curated record